This is a messenger RNA of Pedinophyceae sp. YPF-701, 786 nucleotides long. NCBI's taxonomy places the organism in Eukaryota, Viridiplantae, Chlorophyta, Pedinophyceae. The record is from the annotation of a GenBank genome assembly.
AUGUGGAGGGCCACGCUGUCGAGGCUGGCACUGGUGGUAUGGGUCGCGCUUGCCGUCGUCGCGAGGGCCUGGGCGGCCAGGGCGGGCAUCUCUAAGGAACACGAUGGCGAGGACGGCGCUGCGGAGGAAGGUGGACAGGGAUUCGUGAAUGCUUUUGCGCGCUCCUUCAUGAUGAUUCUCGUGUCCGAGGCCGGCGACGAGACCUUCAUCAUCGCGGCGAUCAUGGCGAUGCGGCAUAAGAAGACGGUCAUCUUCGCGGGCGCCAUGGCCGCCCUAGCAGCUAUGACUAUCAUCUCCACGGCUCUGGGCGUCGUGAUCCCGAACCUCAUCAGCAAGAAGACCACCACGCGGCUCGCGACGCUCCUCUAUCUCGGCUUCGGCCUGCGGCUGUACUGGAUCGCCUACAACGCGGACCCGCACGGCACCGAGGAGGAAAUCGAGGAGGUGGAGGGGAAGCUCAAAGCCGGGAGCGCGGGGCGGCCCGGCCCGGUGCAGGCGGUGCGCAAGUGGCUGACGCAGUACGUCACCGUCGUAUUUGUCGAGUGCUGUAUUUUGACCUUCCUAGCCGAGUGGGGGGACCGCAGCCAGAUCGCGACGAUCACGCUCGCGUCGCAUAUGGACCCCAUCGGCGUGACGAUCGGCGCCAUCCUCGGACACUGCAUCUGCACAGGUGCGGCGUGUUUGGGCGGGGAGCUGCUGGCGAAGAGGAUCAGUCAGAGGACUGUCGCUGUCACGGGGGGGUCUUUGUUCCUUUUGUUCGCGCUGGGGAACGCCGUGUCGAAGUGA